UCACGCUUUGGCGAGGGCACUCAGUCCGUAAUCGUGCGUGCCACUUCUAUCCCCCGAUCGAUCUCCUGACUUUCAUCACGAACACUAAAACAACCUCAACAGGGUAUAUAAUCCAGUGUGCAGCUACCUCGGAACAAAUACCGAACGCCCACUCUGAAGAUUCUCGACCGUUGCUCGCCUUGAAGGUCUUGCCCAGUCAUAUUGUCCUCGCAGAAUGCACUUUCUUUUUGAAGAUCUGGCACGUAACACGCGAUUCCUGAUCGAAUUCGAAUUGUGAGAAUGCCCUUUGUAAUGGAUACCGGGCCCUCAUCCGACAUUACCUCCGGAAGAUGCACCCGGGGUUUUUUCUCCUCAUCAGGAUACAGCACGCGGGACCUAGACCGUAUCCCGGGAAUGCGUCCGAAUUGUAAUUUGAGUGUUUAUAAUAGUUUAAGGGGUACCUCAUCUCUGGACCUUUCCCAUUUUCGCCUCUAUCUAUCAAGAAAACAAAACAAAAUGUCCAGCAACCUCGUUCCGCUUACCAUUAUCAAAGGCGCCGGCCACGAGUUCAUCCCCCUCCCUCAGGGCCAGAACGCAACUACAGCCGACUUCCACUCUGUGCGCACCAAGACGACUGAAUUCCCCGCGCACUUUACCUCGGGAUUCUAUAAGAUCGAGGCUGGGCCUCAGCGACCCGCGCACUAUAAUUUUGAGGAGACGAAGUAUGUCCUCAGUGGUCAGAUUGAUGUUUUGGACGAGGCUACCGGGAUCACCCACCACCUAGUCCCAGGAGACUUUGCUUUCUUCCACGUCGGAUCCAAGGUCAAGUUCUCGACCAAGUCCCAAGGUUUUGCGUUCUACGCUGUGACUCGACCCGUUCGAGCUCCUCACCCUAACCUUGAAGGUCGGGAGGAGGGUAAGGCUAGGCUGUAGGAAAUUGAUGAAGAUGAAGAUAAAGAUGAAGAUAAGUUUAUAAAUG
Messenger RNA from Aspergillus glaucus CBS 516.65, 958 nucleotides. RefSeq lists its product as uncharacterized. The transcript has 4 exons. NCBI's taxonomy places the organism in Eukaryota, Fungi, Ascomycota, Eurotiomycetes, Eurotiales, Aspergillaceae. Bases 280 to 912 code for a protein of 210 amino acids. The record is from RefSeq and is a predicted model, not a curated record.